Messenger RNA from Labeo rohita (rohu), 2720 nucleotides. RefSeq names its product RAB6B, member RAS oncogene family a (gene rab6ba). Gene Ontology annotation, molecular function: GTP binding; GTPase activity. The record is from RefSeq and is a predicted model, not a curated record. Lineage: Eukaryota; Metazoa; Chordata; Actinopteri; Cypriniformes; Cyprinidae. The transcript is spliced from 8 exons. The coding region runs from base 139 to 765 and encodes 208 amino acids.
CAGCUACUGAGCCUGACAGCCGAUCCAGUGCAGCAUUCCCGUUUCCAAACGCACAGGAGCGCCGCUUUUUCCAUCGCGCUGCCCCAUCCAGACAUUUACACCGGUGGGAACACGCUGUUAAAAAACAAGCCCUCAAACAUGUCUGUGGGUAAUGACUUUGGAAACCCUUUAAGGAAAUUCAAACUCGUCUUUCUUGGAGAGCAAAGCGUGGGGAAGACUUCCCUGAUCACACGCUUCAUGUACGACAGCUUUGACAACACGUAUCAGGCGACAAUUGGAAUCGACUUCCUGUCAAAAACCAUGUAUUUGGAGGACAGAACGGUUCGGUUGCAGUUGUGGGACACGGCAGGCCAGGAACGUUUCAGGAGCCUCAUUCCGAGCUAUAUAAGAGACUCCACCGUAGCUGUGGUGGUGUACGACAUCACAAAUGUGAAUUCGUUCCAGCAAACUUCCAAAUGGAUCGAUGAUGUGAGAACGGAGAGAGGAAGUGAUGUCAUCAUCAUGCUGGUGGGCAAUAAAACAGAUCUGGCAGAUAAGAGGCAAAUCACGAUUGAAGAAGGCGAGCAGCGGGCCAAGGAGCUGAGUGUGAUGUUUAUCGAGACCAGUGCCAAGACAGGCUACAACGUCAAACAGCUGUUUCGACGUGUGGCAGCUGCCCUUCCAGGAAUGGAGAGCAUGCAGGAGACAAGCAAAGAAGGCAUGAUUGACAUUAAAUUGGACAAACCACAGGAGCCUCCAACUACUGAGGGCGGAUGUUCCUGUUAAUAACUCACAUCUAAUUUCCAGCAUCAUCUACACCACAUGCUUGUUGUGUUGCUUCCUCUUGGUUAGCUUCCAGUUGUGUUUUCAGAUUGGAUAUUUGGCCUUCCCAUCUGACUUUUAGUAACUGGUUGGAAUCAGUGUUACAUCAGUUUCAACUGUAAAAUAGUAUACUUUAGUAACAAAAUUGCCAAAAAUCCUAAAAAUUCGAAAAGUAAAGGGCAAAAAUCAACAAAAAUGUAGACUAUGUCCAACAUAUAUACUUUUUGAAAAUGUAGAGAGGUAGAUUUCUUUCUUUGUUUUGUAUUUUUGUAUACAAGGAUGAGCACUAAAACAGACAAAGUUCUAUGAUUUUGCCAUAAAAAGCAGGAUUUCGAAUGCAAGAGGGCAGUUCAGACAACAAACAACCCACAAAAUACGGCAAACAUGCAUGUUAGCCAUUUUUAAAAGUAUCAUCUCAAUCCAGCUGCGUACUGUGCACAAGAUUAUGUGAAUGCAUAUGUUCUCAAUGCACUUCAUGAAGUCAGCUUUUUUUAUUUUUAGCCUUUUUUUCUGUGACAGAACUUGAAAUUUUAAGUUCAGGCUAGGUCUUUGUUAAGCGAGCUUGUGUAAAUGUGUCAUUUCAGAUCCCUUUCCACAUUACGUGAUUUUUUUUAAAAAAAUCUGUUCGUGUACAGUUCAUGUCUUAAGUACACAGUUUGAAUGUUUACAGCAUAUUUUUCUUUCGAAUUUCCUGUUCACGAAGAAAGCAAACAGCUUGUGCAAACAACCUGAUAACAAGAAAGGAUUCUCUUUCUUCGGUGGAAUGUUUCUUAUUCUUUAACCUAGUUCGGGCUACGAAUUAAUAGGAAUGGGACAGAGGAGCAAAUCACGCAUCUAAACUUUUUCAUUCAUAUAUAAUUGACUGGAAUCAUUCGUUUGCACGCUAGCAUUUUCCACACUGAUUCAUCAAACUGUCCAAAUCUAUUGUAAUAUAUCAGCUGCCGUUUUCAAACAGGCUUUAAUAUCCGAAAUGCAAAGAUGGGACAUUCCUCCAAAAGUAACUAUAGUUCACUUUUAAGAAUUUAGCAUUAUGCAGCAUUAUAGUGUUUGCCUUGUGUAGGAACCCACUCAUGUCUACAGCUGCUCUUUGGGCCAGUAAAUUGUAGUGCACUGACCAGGGGGACACACAUUGUGUAGUAUAUCAGUUUCUUUGAAAUGUAUUUCAUGUGAAUCCUUAAUGCACUUUUUCAAGAAAGGAAGAUGUAAAUGUUUCAAAAUUGCUGUCAAACGUCUGUCCUUGAAACCACUUUAGAGUUUAAACUGUAGCGUACAUUUCUGUGAAAAUCUCUCGAGGCUUACUGUACAGAUAAACUAUUUGUAAAGUUGCUUCACAUAACGCCAGAUACGAGUCAGGACUAGUUAGUUGUGACAUUGAAGAAGGAGUAGAAGUAGGAGCACAUGACGUUAGCGCCCGAAGCCAAGCGAAAUGUUAAAAUGCCACUUCUUUCCUACUAAAUCCUUCAGCAUUUAGUUGGAAUGGAAGGAGAACUACACUGUAACUGAUAGACUCAUAUCCAGCACAGUAAAUCCCCAUAUGCUUUCUACUUUUGAAUAGUUUGGAAACGUAAAGGGAAUAUCCAGAUUUGUGCCAAUGCUUUCGCACACCACAGAGAGGUUCAGAAAGAUGUCACUUAACGUAAGCUGGAUGGGGGUAUUUAUUGGUUUUGUUUACAUUUUGUUUUCUUCACUUUAUUAUCUUCUGAAAUGAGGUUCUCGUUUAAAUUCAGUGGGGUGCAGAUACGCGCCGUGUGUGAAAUCAUCAUAUCAUCAGUGUACCUGUUCUACCGGUAGUCAUUGUGAUCGACACAACGCUACAUCAGCCUUGGGUGAAUGUCUGUGCGUGAGUUGAGUUAUGCUUUUAAGGGUGCAACCAUUCCCUGUGUAUAUGUUUUAGCUCAGUGGAGCCAGCCUGAUUGAUU